Molecule: messenger RNA, 1220 nt
Organism: Portunus trituberculatus (swimming crab)
Lineage: Eukaryota; Metazoa; Arthropoda; Malacostraca; Decapoda; Portunidae
Exons: 5
Coding region: 617-1129 (170 amino acids)
Source: RefSeq, a predicted model, not a curated record
UUUACCUAAUUAGUUAUGCAUUCUCCAUUAGAUUUUGACGUGUAAUUGAUCAGGAUAAACUUCAACAUGUAUAUAUUCGAAACAAACUCUUUUCACAUGAGAGGGUGCCGAUGACAAGGCCACAACAUAAUGUAACCCGAAUGAACCUCAAGCCUCGCCUGUUCGCAUCGGCCGCGUCAUUCUCAGAACUGCGAAUCACUCACAGUCCCACCAUCCUACAGCCAGUAUUCUGAAACGCUUUGCUCUCUCGCCAUCACUACUUCCAAACACUCUAGUUGGAGGUAUUCGUGAUUUUAAGAAUAUCUUUAUGGUUCUGGCGAUGGAUUAGUAAGAUUUUUAGAUUAUUAAAAGGAGGAACUGUCUUGAAAAUCCAUCUAGUCGUCUAUACGCAUAUACCAUGCAUCUUUAAGCUUUAUAUCUUUCUUUCAUGGGUAAAUAUUCCCUGGUGUUAUUCUUCAAGUCACAAAGAUACACAUAGAUGCUAAGUUAUCAGGAAGAUUCUCAGAUAAUUGUAAAAAUGUGAUGGUAAACAUUCACCUUCACACUCAGCCUCCGUCCCCGAGCGAGCCUCCAUCACAAUCUCCUCCGCUGUUGUCAACUUGUCGACCUGUUCAGCAUGGCAGCAGUGUGGGAGAGGCUUCAUUCCACACCCACGCUCUCCUCCACCGCCCACACCUACACCCAUAGGAAAUACACCCCCGUGGACAGCUUGGAAUGGACGCUGGAAUCUGAUUAUGACCACGAGAAGGAUCUGUUCAUGGACAAGCCAGCUGUCAUGUGUCGCCGCGGGGUGGACGGCAGAUCUUGCCAGGAGGAGCAAGCGCGGCGGGGGGCGCAGGAAGAGGGACAGUGGAGAACAGAGCGCCCGACACUGGACGCCAAACACUCGCCAAUAAGCCAGCGUUGUGCCGCCGUGGAACAGGCAGGACUGGCCGGCUCCCGCACUCCACCUGCUGGGCGGCGCCAGGAGGCUGGAGGAGUACUGGGGCCUCGGUUGUGGCGGAUACGGACCGAGGAUUCUCUCACCCACUACUUGCAAUACAGCCCCCGCGCCACACACACGCUCACGGUGCCCAAGGCUGCCCAGGGGUACGCCAGGAACCCCAUUGGUGCCUUCUUCACCUCAUAGUUCCUCCUGAAUACUCAAUCCUUCACUCUCAGCGAACCCCAUAGAAGCGAUAGUGUGUGUUCAUGUCAUGCACUUUUGUAUCUGUUUGUAA